Messenger RNA from Cuscuta epithymum, 2462 nucleotides. NCBI's taxonomy places the organism in Eukaryota, Viridiplantae, Streptophyta, Magnoliopsida, Solanales, Convolvulaceae. The record is from the annotation of a GenBank genome assembly.
GGGAAAAAUUAGACGAGUCAACAAAAGGCAUCGAACGAAAAAGAGAAAAAGACAAAUCCAAAGAAAACACAGUAAUCAGAACCAUCUCCCGAAAGUCUAUGGUGCUUUCAAUUUCUACAUUUCCGGUUCCUUCUCCUCUGUAAGAAUCGCCGAUACUUCUUCCCCUACCUCGAAAGCCAAGACCUAUGCACACGUUUACAUAUGUUUAUGAUGAUUUUCUGUAAAUUUUAAAUAAUCACUUGCCCCCCUGCCUCUAUCUGUUAAUGAAAAAAACUGGUAAUUGUUGAUUUCUGCUUCAAGAUUUUGUUUAUUUUGUGGAAAGUUAAGGCCUACGCGGAAGGGUUCUCCUUCUUCGGUUAUUUUGAGGAGCUUUGAGUGCGAAAGAAUUCAAAUUUUGAGCUUGGGGUUUCAAGAAAUAUUGAGAGGGCAUGCUUGAGAUUUGGUUUGAUUUAUGACAUUUGUUUUCUGUAUUGAAGUUGUGUUUGGAUGAAAAGGGGAUUUUUUGCCCCACCCCUGAUUUGAUCAUGGAGGCUUGCUUGUUUUUGUAUGGAUGAAAGUAGGUUCUGUCUGCUUAUUUUUAAUCAUACCUCUGCAUUUUCUGUGCCGCACUGCUUAAGUAAAAGAGCUGCUGAAUGUCCUAGUAUGCCUUAUGUUCGAAAGUAGAUAUCUGUGGGCUGUGAAAUAAUGAUCAAACAGAUAUUUGGUAGAACUCCAAAGAAACAGCCCAAGUCGGCUGGACACCAUGCCUCUAAUUCAGAUGCUUCAACAAGCACAAAGAGAAGUGACAAAAAACAAGUCAGAGCUUCUUCAAAUACUGUUAUUUCAUCUCCUUUUCCCAUACCCAAUAGCGUCGCGGACGGUAACUCCAAACCAAACAGAACCUCUCUUAUGUCAGCAUAUGAAGCCUUGCUGAGUUUCCGAGACGUCCCCACUUCUGAGAAGCAAAGUUUGUUCAUCAGAAAGCUAAACAUGUGCUGUGUCGUCUUUCAGUUCAGUGACCCCACAAAGAACCUCAAAGAGAAAGAGAUCAAGAGGCAGACGUUACUCGAGCUAAUGGAAUACGUCACUUCGGCCAAUGUGAAGUUCACAGAAACAGUCAUGCAAGAAGCUGUGAAGAUGAUUUCUGCGAAUAUAUUCAGGGAGCUCAAACCACAGCCAAGAGAGAACAAGGUGGAAGCGUUUGAUGUUGAAGAUGACGAGCCCGCCAUGGACCCAGCAUGGCCACAUUUACAAAUCAUUUACGAACUUCUCUUACGGUUCGUUGCAUCGCCCGAAACAGAUGCAAAGAUUGCAAAGCGUUAUGUUGAUCACUCAUUCGUCCUCAAAUUGCUUGACCUCUUUGACUCCGAGGACCCAAGAGAAAGAGAGUAUUUGAAAAUCAUAGUUCACCGCAUCUACGGGAAGUUUAUGGUUCACCGGCCAUAUAUACGUAAAGCUAUAAACAAUAUAUUUUACCGUUUCAUCUUCGAGACUGAAAAACAUAACGGAAUUGCCGAAUUGUUGGAGAUUUUGGGUAGCAUAAUCAACGGAUUUGCUUUGCCAUUAAAAGAGGAGCACAAGCUUUUCCUUGUGAGGAUGUUGAUCCCUUUGCAUAAGCCAAAAUGCUUGCCUAUGUACCACCAGCAGUUGUCAUAUUGUGUAACACAGUUUGUGGAGAAAGAUUGUAAGCUUGCCGAUACAGUUAUUAGGGGAUUGUUGAAGUAUUGGCCGGUGACGAAUAGCUCAAAAGAAGUUAUGUUUCUUGGUGAAUUGGAGGAAAUCUUGGAGGCAACUCAGGCUGCAGAGUUCUUAAGAUGUGUCGUGCCCUUGUUUCGCCAAGUUGCUCGUUGUUUGAGUAGCAUGCACUUCCAGGUGGCAGAGAGGGCCCUGUUCUUAUGGAAUAAUGACCACAUCGAGAAUCUAAUAAAACAAAACAGGAAGGUAAUCCUCCCUAUCAUCUUCCCUGCACUUGAGAAAAACGCCAGAAGCCACUGGAACCAGGCCGUCCAUUGUUUAUCGCUCAACAUUAGAAAGGUCUUCUAUGAUCUCGACCCUGAUCUCUUAAAAGAGUGUUUGCACAAUUUCGAGGAAGAAGAGUCAAAGGAGAACAAUGUGCGGUCAAGGCGUGAAGCCAGAUGGAAACGUCUAGAAGAACUUGCAGCCAAGAAUGCUACAAGCAACGAAGCGGUUCUUGUGCCUAGGAUGGGAUUUUCUUGAACUUUUAUUCUUCCUGAUAGUGGUUUUUGUUAUUUAUUUUAUUUUGUGUGUUUUAUUGUUGUUGAAAGCUUUUUGUUAGUAGAGAAAAGUUUGCAGGGAAGAUCAGAAGAUGCGUUGUUAAAAGGGAAUUGAAUAGUCUGUUUUCCUGUUUUUUCGCGUCUAAGAUGAUGCUAUUUUAUAAGGAAUUAUUAUCACUUGUGGUAUGUAGUAUUAUUUUUUCAUUCACAUCUGUAACCUGUACCUAAUUACCUAUACAGCCGACUUUG